UUCUACCUUUGCGCGCUUCUUCGGCCAAAUCCCAUAAAUCCGCCGAACCGGGGAUUUAGUAAAUCCUAGGGUUUCUUGUCUUCUCGUCUAUCCACUUCUCUUUGGCUUCCUCGACCCUCUUCUCCAUUGCUGCCGUCGUCUGUUCUAUCUUCCAACUUCUGUCGCCUCCUGCUCCUCCUCCUCCUCCUCCAGCGCCUAAUUUGCCCUCUGCCGGUCAGCGUUGUUUGAGUGGACUUUUGCUCAACAAUCCACUUCUUUGAUAACCAAUCCUUUAUUUGAUGAUUUGAAUAUCUAACCUCUCCAUUGAAGGUAAGAAGAAAUACAAACUAACCAAGAGGCCGGCGGUACCUUCUCUGGAACGUCUUCCCUACCGGUCUUUGGGCCUGCCCCUGCUCACUAAUUUAAUGAAAUUACUCGUUCUCCGAUAAAGUAUCCACCGUGCAAGAUAAUGCACAAUUCAUCAUCAGCGCAGGCUGCAAAGCCAAAGGCAGGUUCAUCUCAGCUAUCAGAGGCUUCUUUGAAGCGCAAGCGCGGGAUGUUUCAAAAAGAUUGUUAUAUAAUGGAUAUCAGAUCUCAAAGAAGUUGGAUGUAUAAUCGAUUGACACAAGGACGAAAGGCAUUAACAGAUGAGUUCAUUAAAGGGGUGAAUUUUUUCAUUCAUACAGCUUCUCAACUGCCCAGCUUCAUCUCAGAUGGAAAGUUUCGUUGCCCAUGUUCAAAACAUAAAAAUAUGGCGCACUUAAGCCCAGAUGACGUAACUGUUGAUCUAUACCGUCGAGGCUUCAUGCCAGGAUAUUGGUAUUGGACUUCUCAUGGUGAGUAUGAACCACAUAGCAGGGGGGAUCAAAAUAGUCAGAACAUAGCUUCUGAUGUUGGGGGUAUGGGUAGUUCUCUUCAUACUGGGGGUUCUAUUCCACAUACUGAGCACAAAAGACGUUUGAAAGAGGUGUUGGGUAGAGAACCGACCCCUGUUGAAUUGCAUAGUCAUAUCCACAAACGACAGGUGGACCAACAAUUGGUUGAUGAGCGAGCGAGGAAAACCUAUGAGUAUACAGGGCUUCGAGAGAGCCAGGCUACAUCAGGUGAAGGUUCUUCUGGUGGAUUAGCAGAAUAUUCUGACUACCGCACUUUGUCGCAACCGGUAGGAGGAAUGCAGCACGACGGAGUAUACGGUUUAGGCUCGCAAGACUAUGCAUAUGAGGGUCUGACUUCCGGUGGCUCCAACUUAGCAAAUACCCAGGAGUCUUUAUAUAGCCAACAUGUAUCUGCCCUUACAGCUGAGCUAGAGCAGGUAAAGAAAGCACAAGCUGACUGGCACAUGCAGAUUCAGCAGCAGAUGGAGAUGCAUCACUCUCUGGUGCAGAUGCAGCAAACUCAAAUAUUAGAGGAAAUGCGAAAGAUGAGGGAGAAGUUAAGUGGGCAGAAUACAGCUGCAUCAGCAGAGGAGGAGACUGAAUGAGAGUAGAUGUUUAUUUUAAUUCUGUGAACAUAUGUUAUUAUGUAUUUGUGAACAUGUUUACUUGUUUGUUUUAUGGACAUC
This is a messenger RNA of Dendrobium catenatum, 1540 nucleotides long. RefSeq names its product transcription initiation factor TFIID subunit 13. Gene Ontology annotation, biological process: transcription by RNA polymerase II. The transcript is spliced from 5 exons. Gene Ontology annotation, molecular function: protein heterodimerization activity. The record is from RefSeq and is a predicted model, not a curated record. NCBI's taxonomy places the organism in Eukaryota, Viridiplantae, Streptophyta, Magnoliopsida, Asparagales, Orchidaceae. The coding region runs from base 449 to 1459 and encodes 336 amino acids.